AUGUCAGUCAUUUGUUGAUCUACAGUUACUGUUUUUAAGAAUGGAUUAAAACAAGUAUUUAAGAUUAGAGAAAGAUGUUUGUUUGGCUGAUGUCAGAUUGUAAACAUUUUUAUCUGGGCCCUGAGUUUGAACCCCCAGCUGUGUUGUUAUUGUUGUGUUGCUGGUAUUAAUAGACCGUGUGGAUGUGGAGAGACAACAGAGUGGUAGGGAUGUAGCUACAGUGCAGGGCUACCUCUUACUCUGUGACCACUUCAGCUGUGACAUUAGGAACGUGUGAUUUGUGCUCUGAUAAUGGUAAAUGUUACUGUUGUAGUUUUUACUCUAUCUGGGAUAAAUGGGACAAUUAAUUACAGAGUCACUCUAUUCACAUUCACUCUUCUAUAUUACUGUGUUAUUUUGUUUGCCAAUAUCUCUCUUGUCAUGAUCAUUAUCUUAAAUGAAAAUCUACAUGAGCCUAUGUACAUCUUAUUGUGCAAUUUUUGCAUUAAUGGGCUUUAUGGGACAAUGGGUUUCUAUCCCAAAUUCCUCUUGGAUCUCCUGUCGUCUAAUCAAGAAAUCUCAUACGGUGGAUGUCUUUUUCAGGCUUUUGUCAUGUACUCAUAUGCUUGCAGUGAUUUGUCAAUUCUAGCAGUCAUGGCCUAUGACAGAUAUCUGGCUAUAUGUCGACCUCUACACUACCACUCUUUCAUGACGAAGAGCAGGCUCUCUCAGCUGGUCUGUUUCUCCUGGUUUACACCAUUUUGUGUUUUUUCCAUCAACGUACUCCUGACUUCAAGACUCAAGUUAUGUGGUUCAAAGAUUCAGAGGCUGUUUUGUGUGAACUGGGUAAUUGUUAAACUUGCCUGUCCAGAUAAUGACACCUUUUCAAACAGUGUGAUUGCAUAUAUAACUAUUUUUAUUUAUGUGUCUCAUGGGCUCUUCAUCAUUUGGACUUAUAUGCAUCUUAUUAAAAAAUGUGCGAGGUCCAAAGAAGACAGGGUAAAGUUUAUGCAGACCUGUGUGCCACAUUUAACUUCUUUAAUCACAUUCCUUGUUGCAAUUGUUUUUGAUUUGAUGUAUAUGAGAUUUGGCUCCAAAGAUUUACCUCAAAGCCUCCAAAACUUAAUCACUAUAGAAUUUCUCCUUAUUCCACCAGUUAUGAAUCCUCUGAUAUAUGGAUUUAAACUGACCAAAAUCCGAGAUAGGAUUCUCGGUUUAGUUGGCAUUAAAAAAUAA
Molecule: messenger RNA, 1215 nt
Organism: Scomber japonicus (chub mackerel)
Lineage: Eukaryota; Metazoa; Chordata; Actinopteri; Scombriformes; Scombridae
Product: olfactory receptor 11H6-like
Exons: 1
Coding region: 292-1215 (307 amino acids)
Biological process (GO): G protein-coupled receptor signaling pathway
Cellular component (GO): membrane
Molecular function (GO): G protein-coupled receptor activity; olfactory receptor activity
Source: RefSeq, a predicted model, not a curated record